Molecule: messenger RNA, 5936 nt
Organism: Talpa occidentalis (Iberian mole)
Lineage: Eukaryota; Metazoa; Chordata; Mammalia; Eulipotyphla; Talpidae
Gene: ST8SIA4
Product: ST8 alpha-N-acetyl-neuraminide alpha-2,8-sialyltransferase 4
Exons: 5
Coding region: 313-1392 (359 amino acids)
Biological process (GO): oligosaccharide metabolic process; N-glycan processing
Molecular function (GO): alpha-N-acetylneuraminate alpha-2,8-sialyltransferase activity
Source: RefSeq, a predicted model, not a curated record
CGCCCCCGAAUCCAGCUGCAGAAGCGGCCGCCACCUCCAAAGCACAAGGUGUCUCGUCUGAAAAGAAACAUGAGCCCCAGGGAGGCUGAGCGACCCCGGCAGGGCUAGCGGGAAGAGCUCCGGGCAGCGCUCCGCGAUCAGGGGGUGCUCUGCCACCGAGGAUUCUCACGACCUGUUCCUGAGAUCUUGGCUUCACGUUUUCCUUGCCUUUCACUGCUUCCCCCCCAGCAACUCUGUCUCCCCAAAACGGAGCCUUUAUAUCAAGAGAAGGUGAGGGGGCUGGGGCAACCAGGACUUUCCCGGGCACCCAAGAUGCGCUCCAUUAGGAAGAGGUGGACCAUCUGCACCAUAAGUCUGCUACUGAUCUUUUAUAAGACAAAAGAAAUAGCAAGAACUGAGGAGCACCAGGAGACGCAACUCAUCGGAGACGGUGAAAUGUGUUUGAGUCGAUCACUUGUCAAUAGUUCCGAUAAAAUUAUUAGAAAGGCCGGUUCUUCAAUCUUCCAGCACUCUGUAGAAGGUUGGAAAAUUAAUUCCUCUUUGGUCCUGGAGAUAAGGAAGAACAUUCUUCGUUUCUUAGAUGCGGAACGAGAUGUCUCAGUGGUCAAGAGCAGUUUUAAGCCUGGUGAUGUCAUACACUAUGUGCUCGACAGGCGUCGGACACUAAAUAUUUCUCAAGAUCUGCAUAGUCUCCUUCCUGAAGUUUCACCAAUGAAAAAUCGCAGAUUUAAGACCUGUGCAGUUGUUGGAAAUUCUGGCAUUCUGCUAGAUAGUGAAUGUGGAAAGGAGAUUGACAGUCACAAUUUUGUAAUAAGGUGUAAUCUAGCCCCUGUGGUGGAGUUUGCUGCAGAUGUGGGUACUAAAUCAGACUUUAUUACCAUGAAUCCAUCAGUUGUACAAAGAGCAUUUGGAGGCUUUCGGAAUGAGAGUGACAGAGAAAAAUUUGUGCAUAGACUUUCCAUGCUGAAUGACAGUGUCCUUUGGAUCCCUGCGUUCAUGGUCAAAGGAGGAGAGAAGCACGUGGAGUGGGUUAAUGCACUAAUCCUUAAGAAUAAACUGAAAGUGCGAACUGCCUAUCCAUCAUUGAGACUUAUUCAUGCUGUCAGAGGUUACUGGCUGACAAACAAAGUUCCCAUCAAAAGACCGAGCACGGGUCUCCUCAUGUAUACACUUGCCACAAGAUUCUGUGAUGAAAUCCACCUGUAUGGAUUCUGGCCAUUCCCUAAGGAUCUGAGUGGGAAAGCUGUCAAAUAUCAUUAUUAUGAUGACUUAAAAUAUAGGUACUUUUCCAAUGCAAGUCCGCACAGAAUGCCCUUAGAAUUUAAAACAUUAAAUGUGCUACAUAAUAGAGGAGCUCUAAAACUGACAACAGGAAAGUGUGUAAAGCAAUAAAGCACAUUUGAAGACUUACAAACAAACUGAAUAUGCACUUCUUUUCUGAAGAUGCUUCCUAAGAUUUGAAAAUAGGAUCCAAAACAAGACUGGGUUUCAGCAUCCACCAAUGAACCGGAAGGUGAUUAAGGACGUUCAUGAGAAAUUCACUACCAGCUGAUGAAAUGCCUGCAAAGUGCUCUAAAAAUUAAAUAUUUUGACUUCAAGGGUCCUAGUAAGUGCCACUUCCACUAAGAACACAGUUUGAAUGUAUAAUCAGUAGUGUUUACAAGAUCCAACAAUGCACUUGUCAUUAGUUAAUGAAGCAAAUAUGUUCAUCACUGUUGGACUGCCACUGCAAUGCCAAGCACAUCAGAAGAGGAACCCAGGAACACAACUCAGCCCUUGGGGAAAUCAAACCACCAUUGUCAGAAGAAAUCAAAAUGGAAAAUAUCUGAGCAGUGAAAUCCACAAGAUUAAACAACUCAAGCAAAUGCCUUCGGUCAGGACGCUAAGUCUGAUCAUGAAUUUUAUGUUUUGUUUCUGUUUUUGCUUUGUCUUCUGGAAUCUCUUUUGGCUUAGAUAUUGGGGUGCUUAGAAAUCAUUUCUGAGAUAAAGAUGAAUGAGAUAAAUAAUCUUCAAGUAUCAUUUUUAAAGUUCUUGUAUUUUUUUAAAGAUUUAUUUAUUUAUGCAUACAAGAACUGGGGUACAGGCCAGAUGUGUGGGGGGUGAGAGGAUUCACCAGAGACAGGCUGGGGAACAGAGCAGUUAGAUUAACUGAAAUACAAGGCAGAGGGGAGCAACAAGUGAGUCAGGAGAGGUCUGGUGCGCCAUGUGGGUAGCUCCCUGGCUGGCCAGGGAUUGAACUCAUUCUUCAGUGGCUGUGGACAGUUUCAUAGGUUGCAUGUUAACCCCUUGCGCCACCAGGGAGACCCAAGUUUUGUUUCUUAAAGAGCAGUCACACAGUGACUUUGUAAAAAAAAUUAUUUUGCACAACUCUAGACCUCCAGAUUUUUUUCCCAGUGGUGUAGAGGGUACCAGCUAAACUGUACCACUCAGUAAUCUUGAGCCGUUCUGAUGGAAUGGUGUUCUGUCAUCUGAGAUGGUAAAAUUAGCAGAAAAAUGUACUUUUGGUACCAAAGAUUAUACUGGUGUUUCUACACAGCCAUUCUUCUUUCAUGAAUAUAUUAAUAUAUUAUUAUGCUACCAAUGUGAAAGUUUUCUCUAGAUACUUAAAUUUUUUCAAAGUCAAAAUUCAUUUUUGUUCGAAAGAAGGCUUCCAUAACUUUUACAUUUCAUAAUUAUUUUGUGGAAGCAUUUUAUCCCUUCUAAUAAGUGUUUGAUUAAUAGAGCUGAAAGGUGACUUCCAGUUCUUUGAUAUUCCUCUUAUUAUUCAAAUGGAAAGAUUGUCAUGCCCUUUAUAUCUUUGUUAAAUUUCUUAGUGCAAAAAUAAUAUGAUUAAUAGUGUUGUUUCCAUACAGAGGGGAUUCAUCUUAAGAGCUUUGACAAUAGCAUUCUGUUUCUGUAAUUUGCACUUCAAAUGAAUUAGGUUGACUAAUAUUUUUUCUGUAGUUAAAUGCAUUUGCAUUAUCACGUAAAUGUGUUUGCAAAGAAACACAUGACCUUAUUGAUGAAGCGAUUUAAAAAUUUUCUGACAUUUGACUGACCUAUAGGUCAGUUUUCUGGUAACUUAUACUAUGCUGGUAGGUCAUUCUAGUUGGUGUAUUCUUUCUUUAGAAAGCAGAAGCACUGUGUUUCCACUUCUACUUUUGGCCUGAAAUAACUUAAAUGACUUCUUGUUUCUUAGAGAAGGCAUCUGAAAAAAGAAGAAAUAGCAUGGGGAAUGUGUAUGUUUUGUUUCUUAGGGAGGACAGUCUGAAAAAAAUAAUAAAAAGCAUGGAGAAUAUAUAUGUAUAGACAUAUAUAUACACACACACUAUCAUAGAAAAGGAUACUCACAGUAGUAUUGUUCUCAAUAUGUUAAUAAUAUGCAGUAUUAUUCUUUAAAAUUGAUAGACCCUUGGGAUAUAGAAAGCUGUAUUUUCUGACAAGUCAUAUGUCUCUAAGAAAACAAAAUGGACUACAUAAAGGGGGGAUAUAGCUUAAAAUGGAUAGACCAUGAUAUAAUUUCAUCAUUAAGUCUUUGAGCUAGGAAAAUAUACAAAACGAAUUGGGUACAUGUUCCGAAUGCAAGAUUGAAAAGUCUGAUUUUCUCAAAUCAAAAGUAGGUGAGUUAAAAACCGUAAUUUGACUAACUGCGAAUAAGUUGGUUGAGUAACCUUUAACUUGAAGUCAAAGAUAUCUUGAAGUCACAAGUACAUUCUUAGGUAAAAUCCAUCUCAAAACUCAUUCCAAGUAUGUCUUGAAAAAAGCAGCAGCAGGUACCUUGCCAACUUUACUGCUUUUUCAGCAAAUGUAUUUAAACAAUUUUAAGGCCACAACAAAAGUAUCCCAGUCAUUCACUUUUCUGUGCAUUGGUGUUUAUCUCAUGGAUGCAUUGAGUAGUGCCUUUUUAGCUUCUCAUUGCUGUGUUGCCCUAUGCUUUGUGUUCUCGAAAUAUGUUGCCCAGUUCUGAAAAAGUUCAGCUUCUAAAAAGGGCUUCAGUAUUGACUGAGACUACUUUUGUUCAUCUCAGGGAACCUACAGUACUCAAGAAUGAAUUCAAUUAAAGGCAUUUAGUGUUCAAAGAAGACAAACUGUACAAGACCAUUUCAUUCCCUACUGUAUAUCUUUCCAUCUCCCCUCCUCCUUUCUAGCUACUGUGGCCUUCUUAUCGGAGAGGGCAAGGAGAUCAUGGAAGGCUAACAGCAAGAAUAAGAAAAUAAUUGAGGUCUAACUGGCAAGGGGGCACUAAGGAGCAUGAUAAAAUCCGAUUAUAAACACGUACUUGAACUGUCUGGGUUUUAUUCUUUUAAAAUUAUCAAAUGUUCACAGGUUUUUUUUUUUAAUUUCUUUUUAUAUUUAACCCUGUACCUGGCAAUGCUCAGGCAGCUGAUCGUGAAAUAUUCCUGUCCUUUAGGGAACAUGAUUGUUAUUGUGCUGUUAACAUGAAUAGGCCAUGGAAACAUUUCAUCAUUAUUACCCAGCCUGUUCUAUACUUAAAAUUAAGUUGUUGAAAUGAAAAAAAAAAAAAGAAUCAGUAAUAGAUUUUAUGGGCAAAUCUAAUGAUUCAGCCUGUGGAUGAUUGAUUCAAUUAUUGUGGAAGUUUUUCUAUCUGAAAGAAGGUGCUGGGCAUUCAAAUGUCUUUAUGUAUUGUAUAUCAUAUGAAAUGUAUAGCAAUUGCUAAUGGGAAAUUCUAUGCUUAUAGAAGCAAUUUAUUUAAGUAAUGCUAUGGGUAGUGUACAUACCAACUAGUUAUUAAGCUACUACAUGGAAAAGGGUGAACAAAGUAAUUUAUUCCUUAUUGAGCCAGUUAUUCAUAAUGCAUACAAUGUGUUAUUUGGUUCAUAAAAGAGUUGUUUUUAUGUGGUUAUUGUAGGGAGUAUCUAUACUUGUGAAAGGGUGUAAGAAGAGUUAUGUAUAGUUAGUUGUUACCUCUACAAGUUUGAAAAUUUUCCCAUCAGAUAUUAUUAAUAUAGAAAUGUUUUAAAAAUUGAGAGGGAUAUUGUUUGUAUUUGAUAAAAGAAAAUCCAAAUAAAGCCCAUCUAGAAAUAGAUAUUUUAUUAUAUAUGUGCUAUAGAUAUAUCUAUAUAGUACAAAGGACAUGUGUGAUGCAUAUAUACAAUGUUAUAUAUGUUUGUGUGUACACACACUGAAUCUGUAAUGUGCACACUCUAGAUUUGUGUUAAGUUAGCAUCUUUAGAGGCUGCACAGUCAAGCACUCUGGAGAUAAGACCACUUUAGAAUAAGAAGUUCUUUUGAGACUUCAGUUACUAACCUGCUUUAAGAGGGAUCUUCUUUAUAAUGGAAUUCAUGUUGUUCAUAUCUAGAGUUACAGUAAGGGUCUAGUCUGUCCAAAUCUUAACAAAGAAAAAAAAGAAAAAAAAGUCUUUAAAUCCAGUUUUCAGAUUGUGGCUCCAGGCCCUGUGUCUCCCAUUUAAUCAGCACCUUUUAAUAAAUACUAUUUCUUUGUGUAGGCAAAAGCACAAGUGUUUCAAAUGUAUAUAGCAGGAAAAAAGAGUUUACAGAGAUAGCAUUGCUGCACAGGAGAAUUGCUACUGAGUAAUUGUUGUAUCAUUGUGGCACUGAAAGGUGAGGUUUAUUCUGUCAAGUACAUUCUGUUUAACACUGUUGCCCUAUUGUUUACGUAUAGCAACUGGGUGUUAUUAUUUUAUCAUUUGUAAAAUUGUAAAAUAAAUUAAAUAUUGUUUUUUUUCCAUUUUUCUCCUAUCUCGUAUAUCAAAACUCUUGGUUUCACUUGAUAAAUCAAUAUAAUGUGAUAGCUUUUAAUAAACUUUAGCUAGUGUGUAUGUGUUUUUUUUUUUCUUUCCUGCCUCAUUUACCCCCAACCACUGGGAAUUUUUCAAGUAAUUUAUUAUAGGUGUAUACAUGGGAAUAGGAAUAAUAUCAAAAGCCCCAUGAACAUUAAGAAAACUGACAAUUUUGGUGUAGUGCAUUUUGUUUAU